UCCCCAUUCUCCUCAGUCUCCUCCUUCCGACGAAUCCCUCAAUCUCUCCUCAGAUCCGUUCCCUUCUUCCCCUAAUCCGAAACCCUAGCUUUGCUCCCGCCCCUAUCGACCUCUCUGCUGCUGCAAAUCGCCGUGAAUACGCUGAAAUUGGCCUCGGUUUGUCUGUUAAUAGAUCCUGGUAAGAAGGCUGCAGCAGCGACGGCGGCGACGGAGGAGGAUGAGCACUAAGGGAAACUGGUCCCCGCCGGCGGUGAGCGGGCGGUUGUUCACAUUUGGGCUGGUGGCGUCGUGGUACUCCUCCAAUAUUGGGGUGCUUCUGCUCAACAAGUACCUCCUCAGCAACUACGGAUUCAAGUACCCGAUCUUCCUCACCAUGUGCCACAUGGCAGCGUGCUCGCUGCUUAGCUACGUGGCCAUCGCCUGGCUGAGGGUGGUGCCGAUGCAGACCGUGCGGUCGCGGCUGCAGUUCUUGAAGAUCGCCACGCUCAGCCUCGUCUUCUGCGGCUCGGUGGUCAGCGGCAACGUCUCGCUCAAGUACCUGCCGGUUUCGUUCAAUCAGGCAGUGGGGGCGACCACGCCCUUCUUCACCGCGGUGUUCGCGUAUCUCAUGACCGUCAAGCGGGAGGCCUGGAUCACUUAUAUCACCCUCAUCCCUGUUGUCACCGGCGUCAUCAUCGCCAGCGGGGGGGAGCCUAGUUUCCAUCUAUUUGGUUUUAUCAUGUGUGUUGGAGCAACCGCUGCACGGGCACUGAAGUCGGUACUGCAAGGGAUAUUGUUGUCUUCUGAGGGGGAAAAGCUGAAUUCAAUGAAUCUACUUCUCUACAUGGCUCCGAUAGCAGUUGUUUUAUUGCUUCCUGCGACAUUGGUUAUGGAGGAAAAUGUGGUUGGCAUUACAAUGGCACUUGCUAGAGAAGAUUUUAAACUUAUAUGGUACCUAUUGUUUAAUUCAACUCUUGCAUAUUUUGUGAACUUGACGAACUUUUUGGUGACCAAGCAUACGAGCGCCUUGACACUCCAGGUUCUUGGAAAUGCCAAAGGUGCUGUUGCUGUUGUCGUCUCAAUCUUAAUAUUCAAGAAUCCUGUGACAGUGACUGGGAUGCUCGGCUACACUGUUACAGUAAUUGGAGUUAUUCUUUACAGUGAAGCAAAGAAACGGAGCAAGUGAGUGCCAUAAGAAACCAUGCUCGGUUGUGUGUUCUUCAUCCUCCCAUAUGUUGGUGGUGUGUUGACUUAAUUUAUGCUGGAGGUUGGUUAGCUUCUGUGAGCAAUUCUUGUAUCUGUCGGCACCUGAUUCAUUUGCCUGCAACCAACCAGUCUUAUCUUAACAGUGAAGAGCAGCUAACAAGUAGGGUAAGAAAGUGUCAACUACCAAUCGGCCAUGUUCUUCUAUAGAUCAUUUUGAUGCCGCUCCGGCGAUGUUCCGACCUCAUUUUUUUUAAAGACCAAUUGAUGAAUUAAGUUCUCUGAGAAUUAGUUCUCAUUAACAAGCAAUUUUCGCUUAUAAGAGAAUUGUAGACCUGAUUUUGUUGUCAUUCAAUGUAAUAUUUAAUACUUUUGACAUAUACCAAAAACAAGAUGUGCCUAUAUUUCAACUUUAUUCAUGUUGGAUCAUGUCA
Musa acuminata subsp. malaccensis (wild Malaysian banana) is the source of this 1616-nucleotide messenger RNA. RefSeq names its product probable sugar phosphate/phosphate translocator At3g11320. Gene Ontology annotation, molecular function: antiporter activity. The record is from RefSeq and is a predicted model, not a curated record. NCBI's taxonomy places the organism in Eukaryota, Viridiplantae, Streptophyta, Magnoliopsida, Zingiberales, Musaceae. Gene Ontology annotation, cellular component: Golgi apparatus.